This is a messenger RNA of Fomitiporia mediterranea MF3/22, 2062 nucleotides long. RefSeq lists its product as uncharacterized. The coding region runs from base 1 to 1476 and encodes 491 amino acids. The record is from RefSeq and is a predicted model, not a curated record. The transcript is spliced from 9 exons. Lineage: Eukaryota; Fungi; Basidiomycota; Agaricomycetes; Hymenochaetales; Hymenochaetaceae.
AUGUCUAAGCCUAGAAUUCCAUCUACCGGGGAUGGAUAUGCGAAAUGGAAAGAACAGAGUGUGACGGACGUGCAUAUCCAACCAUUUGCUUAUACUUUCAAGGGCGUGGAGCUGGAAGACGUAUAUGAUGAAGAAGACCAGGAUUCAGGAAAGAUCAGAGAGGUCCAGAAAUUCAUAUAUGACAUCCAAAAGAACGAGGUGCACGUCACGUAUUCAGGAGCAAUCCAAAGCUGCAUAGUCGACGUUUUUGUCGACGCAUUUCGUAAUUCAAUCAAAGAAAUCCAGGCUAUUGAAGGCGAAGACGAUUCGGAUCCUACAUACUGUUGCUACACCAACACUGUGUCCAGCUUGUUACAGGGUAGCACAGAUGAGAAGGAAAGGUACCGUCUCGUCGGAGACUUACUCAUCAUAAAUAAUAACUCUGGCCCAACCUUUGCUGUGGAGACGUGUGUCCAACAAUCCUUAGCUGCAAUCAAGGAUAAAGUGAAGAAACUUUUCUUGUUGCCGUCCAUCAUUGGCAUUCUACUCGUUCAAGUGAUCGAGGAUAACGGAUACAAGAAGCCUGCUGCUCAUCCAAAAGAAGAUGACGUGUUCCUUGGAAACUCUUGGGCUUGGUGUAACUACCUGGAAGAUAUCACUACAGGACUUGAUUUAUAUGACUGUUCAAAACCUGUUGUGUUCGAUGGACAUACGUGGUUUGAAUCGUUGACUUGUAUAUUUGAAAUUUAUGAACGUGACUUGAGUGCCAAAUGUGUACCUACAACACAUUAUGAAUUUACAGUGCCUAGCACAGACACGACUCUCGAAAUCACAUCAACUCUCGAAUCCUUCCAAGAACGUCUCUCAGACCUAUGGCUCGAAGCAUUGGACGUAGACUCACCUGAGGAAGUCGAACCACUUUCGCUCGACUUGAAUCGCCUCCUAACACAAAUAGCCAAAAACAGACUUCAUGUAGCAUAUGAACGCUAUCGGCACUGGUACACAUCCGGCUCCAGCUCAAAGCAUACACGUCAAACAGCUGCAGCUUCUUCCCUGGGAAAGAGGCGAAGAGACGACACACGCGAGCGACUCGGAGAUUCAAGAGACGAUAGUUCCGUUGCUUAUUGGGAGAAGGACAUUUAUCCAUACUUACGAUCGCUUCGGAAGAAAUCACACCGCAAGCUAUGGUAUACAUUCGGCGAAGAGUCCGAGCUUCCGCCUCAAUGGCCUUCUAUCACAAAGAAGAGUGCCUCAACUGGAAGCCUUGGAAGUCGGCACGAGUUGGGUCUUCGACACCUCGAACGUAAACAUACUUUGUCACUUCGCCACCUAACUAUACUCGAACAACUUUGCUCGUAUAACGGGCCGUGGGAACAACCAAUAGACUCCGAAAAGGAAGUCGGUGUUACCACAUACGGUAAAGAUCGGCCACUAAAUCCGGAAGGCCUUCCGCAGGUCGAAUCCGUCUCUCGCCCAAAUUGUUGGCAUCAGCUAUAAGACCGCAGUAAAAGCGGCGAGCGUGUCUUCGACACAGAAUUAGGCGCAUUAUUGCUCAUGAGAAAAGCACUGAAAAGGUCCAGAAAUGCAAAACUGCGCGAGGCAUUGCCUUAUGGAAUUGAAUUCCGUUCAUGAUGCACAGGUGCUUUCAUCUUGAAGCGAAGACGAAGUGCCACCGACACUGGCCAUGUACAGAUCUGUCCCCUAUCUAAGGCAUUGGCGUCAGUGUCUCGUUCCAAGAGUAUGGCGUCAGGGACGGGGAGUUCACAAGAUAACUGUGUCAUCGCUGGCACAUUGCUAGACCGCGAACAUUAUCAGGAUGCCCCAGACACCCUGGCCGAUUUCACAAACGUAAAGCAGUGUCACGUCAGUAUACGAGGCGAGUAUUCGUACGGAGUAUCUGCAUCCAGUAGUCGGAUGUAUUUUAUCCGGACGGCUUCGUGAUCACAAGCCGGGUGCGUUCCGUCCUUAUUGUUCUCGCCCAUAGUGGAUUGUGUUCUCGUAGAACCAUCAGGCAAAAGACACGCGAUCUCGUGUUCGUGUUCACGCAAACACUUAACCUCCUGUAUCUCCUGUCCCUGCGAAC